This is a messenger RNA of Saprolegnia parasitica CBS 223.65, 1881 nucleotides long. RefSeq lists its product as hypothetical. Gene Ontology annotation, biological process: lipid metabolic process. The record is from RefSeq and is a predicted model, not a curated record. NCBI's taxonomy places the organism in Eukaryota, Oomycota, Saprolegniomycetes, Saprolegniales, Saprolegniaceae. The annotation marks the transcript as partial. The transcript has 3 exons.
AUGGAGCCAGAGGUUGCAAAGCUGUCACCGCUGCGACGGCUCUCAGCGUCGGCCAAAGCCACCGCGGAGACGAUGGCGACCUCGUCGGCGGCCGCGGCCAAGUCGGCGAUGCAGUCCGUCACAGAGGCGUCCGGGUUCCUCGCCGAGGCUGCACAGGCCGUGGCGGCGGCCACGUUUUUGUCCGACACGCAGCGCAGCAGAGUGCACCCGAUGGCAACAGCAGUCAACGCAACCGCCUUUCCGGAUCUCCCACCGUCGAUGCGAUGCCUCGUCGCGUCGUCCAAAGAGGAUGACGCAGCGUUCGUCAUGACGCCACCGGCACAUGUCCCCAGCGACGUCUGCGGCGCCUGCCACGCAUCGUUCGGCGUCACUCGAUUUACGUAUCACUGCGGUCUCUGCGGCCACGCGUUCUGCCGCGCCGACCUUCCCGUCAAAGCGCACUUACAUCGCUUCGGCGCCGGCGUCAAGCGCGCCAAGCUCUGUGCCCGCUGCGCCAACGAGCAUCAUGACCGCUGCAAGGCCCAAGACCUGGCGUGGCGCAUCGAGCGCAUUUCGAACUAUGUGGCGGGCACUUUGCGGCCCUUCACCGACAAUAACCCGCUCGACUCGCGCCGGCACAAGGCCCAGCGCGUCGCCUCAGGUGUCGUCGCGGUGGCCAAAGCAGUGCCCGCCGCCGUCAUCGCGUCGAGUCCUGUCGCGUCGGCCACAUAUACGAUUGUGGGCGCCGACCUGAUUCGGCGCGUCGGAGGCGCCGGCUUGCUCGGCUACGUCCUCCGGCAGGAUUUUGCAGCGACGUUUGCGACGCUGCAGUCGGUGCUCGGAUCGCUUGAGACGCUCUCGUCCAAAGACGCGGCGGGCGCCGUCUACUACACCAUGGCGGCCAACCGCGGACGGCGCGGCCGGGACCCGCUCGCCGAAGCCGACGACCACGCCGAGUGCCAGCGCAUCUCGGACGACGAGCUCACAACGCUGCUGCGCGACGCACCGCUGGCGCUUCAAGCCAUCUACGACGAAGACGUACUGAGUUUGCAACGGGUGGCCAAGCUCCAUGGGCUCGCGCUCCUCUUCCACGCGAUCGAGGCGUCGGCGGUGCACGCACCCGGCUACGCGCUGCUCGCCGACUUGACCGACAAGCGCGUCCUCCUCCUCGUGCGCGGGUCGCAGUCGGUGCAAGAUCUUCUCACGGACCUCGACCUCGGCGCCGUGUCGGCGGCGGCACCUAUGCACCAAGGCAUUGCCAAGGCGGCAACGUGGCUCUAUGGCCAAACUCUUGGCGCCUUGCGCGCGCUUCACGAGGCGGGAUUUGACCAACUAACCAUCUGCGGGCACUCGCUUGGCGGUGGCGUCGCCGCGCUGCUCGCCACCAUGCUCAUCGACGAGCUGCCGCACGCAACGGCGAUUGGGUUUGCCGUCCCCGCCUGCGCGACCCGCGCCCUUGCGGACAAUUGCAGCCGCUACGUGCGCUCGGUCGUCUUGCGCGACGACAUCAUUCCGCGCACAACGGUCGGCGCGAUCACGCAGCUCGUCGCCGACCUCAAAGCCGAAGAAUGGCAAGCGGCAGCGACCGAAGAUCUUCUGGCGCUAAAAACCCGCGCUAAAGGCAUCUGGGCGCCCCGGCGACGGCCCGUGGCUCGUCCAAACGACGGCGACGCUGCGCCACCCACCAGAGGCUCCGAGACACCGACGCCGACACUUGGCGACGAAAUCGACGAUCCCAACGAGCUCUUUGUACCAGGACAGGUCAUCCAUCUCUACUACACGCACGGCGUCUACGAGGCCGCGUUCGUCGACCGCAACUGCGACGCGCUCGGAAAGAUCCACGUGUUUGAGAACAUGCUCAGCGACCACCUCGGCCGCAACUACCUCGCCGCCCUCCGCAUC